Messenger RNA from Capra hircus (goat), 1711 nucleotides. Its product is annotated as collagen alpha-4(IV) chain-like. The transcript has 3 exons. Lineage: Eukaryota; Metazoa; Chordata; Mammalia; Artiodactyla; Bovidae. The coding region runs from base 1 to 900 and encodes 299 amino acids. The record is from RefSeq and is a predicted model, not a curated record.
AUGGUACACAUUUCUGAAAACGCGAACCCUCGCUUGGGACCACUGCGCGCACGCGCGCACCCACUCGCACGGACUCCGAGCCUCCUGCGACCCAGGUUUGAGACCUCAGGGCUCGCGGACGCCUCUCGCCGUCUCGCCUCCGGCCCUGGAGAGAGCAGCGGGGCGCGGGUGGAACCGGGUGACUUCCCGGCGCCUCCGGGAGCCGUCGAUACCAAGCGGGCCAGGCCGCGUCCCAGGGACCGAGGCCACCCCCCGCCCCACAGGGGCUGGUCCUCCCGGGGGCCCCCUUCCCUGCCUCCAGGCAUCGCGCCCUCCUCCGCCCCUGGCAUCUCCAUCCCGCAGGGCCUCCCAGCCGCUCCUUGGGUCGGGGGCCCGGGGCCCGGCCGCCGCAGACUCACCUGGCUGCCUCACAGCCUCUCGCGCUCUGCUGCCCUCGCUCAGAGGGGCACGACAUGUCCCCGCGGAAGCCUGCCCCGCGAGCCGGGGCUGGGCGGGGCGGGGCGGAGCUUGCGGGCCCGCGGGAUUCGCGCCAACACCGUUCUCCACCGCGCUCCCAGCGGGAGAGUUGCCAGCCGGCCGGGCUGCCGACAGCAGAGAGCUGAGGUGACGGGGAGCACGCCGUGGAGCUACGGCCGGGGCUCGGAGACCCGCAGGGGCGCUGGCGGGAAGUGUCGCGAGAGGUGGAUGGACUCCCGCGAGAUGUUAUCCUCGGAACCCGCUGGAAGUCGGCGCGCGGGACCAGUGGGUGUUGCGUGCGGCGUGACCUCCGCUCCGAAGCCGCCUGCGGGUUCUCGGCAUGAGGCAAGGGAAGUCUUUGGAAGGAAGGAACGCGCCCUGAGGCGUUACGGGUGGAAAGCCUGUCAACUCUCGGUGAAAGCAAGGUUCUUCGAGCAAGGAUAAACGAGCCCAGCCUCUUCACUUUAUAGAGAGGAAGACAGACGUCCUGGCCCCCGUGGUACCCCGGCUGACCUGCUAAUGGCCAGGAUGGUGCGAGGACGCUGGCAUGCCACCCACUGCUGAAAAGUUGGGCAGGGAGCUGGCAGCAGCUGCGGCUACCCAGACCUUCGCUUCUGGGUGCUGAGAACACAUACCAUUGGCAUUUGCAAGGGGAAGAUCUCUGGGGCUUUGCCCUUCUCCCUGGCGUUUAUUAGGAUUUCGAGGCUGCCGGAAAGAAAGCUACUGGAGAACAGGCCUGACCAAAAUGAGGGAACACACUAAGAAAGAGAAAGACAUAGAUUGCAUGAAAAAAAGAAUCCAGCAGAAGAGGUAGAGAGAAUCUCCAGGAUGAACAGAAGACACCAGAAUGUAAGUAUGCACCAAGAACACAGCCAUUCUCCCAUCAGAGGGCCCCCAGAGCACAGCUUCUUCAGGAGCCUGAAAUUGACCAAAUGUAUCUGAGCAUCUUAAGAGAAGAUUUAGACAAAUGAUGGUGGGUUUAAGGUCAAAUUAGUGAUAGGUACAUCAGCAAACCAAGUAAGACAAACGAUUCAUUCCAGGGAAAUUCAUUCAUUCACAAUUCCAGGAGUUGUUCAGGAAAAGUAACCAGUUUACUACAUGAAAAAGCUCUGGUCAGCAUUACAUAGUAUAGUAACGAACAACAGAACUACCAUAUAAGUGGCUGGAGAAACUGGAGGGAGGAGGGCUGCAAUGUGUAUAUGGCACAGGCAGAGACCUGACCAGCAUCUUCUACAACAGAAAACAAGAAGAAACA